Messenger RNA from Antechinus flavipes (yellow-footed antechinus), 2329 nucleotides. RefSeq names its product solute carrier family 22 member 31 (gene SLC22A31). Gene Ontology annotation, molecular function: transmembrane transporter activity. The coding region runs from base 65 to 1888 and encodes 607 amino acids. Lineage: Eukaryota; Metazoa; Chordata; Mammalia; Dasyuromorphia; Dasyuridae. Gene Ontology annotation, cellular component: membrane. The transcript has 9 exons. The record is from RefSeq and is a predicted model, not a curated record. Gene Ontology annotation, biological process: transmembrane transport.
CGCUGGCUCACGGGGCCCCAGCCGCUGGAGCUCUCAGUGCAGUCGCCGCAGCGCAGCCGGGGCCAUGGACUUGGACGCGCUCGGGAUAUUCCGGUGGCGCACCUGGAACGCAAGGCUUCGGCUCGUGGUCGCCGCUUCCUGGCUGCCCAACUUUGCCCUGGCGCUGGCGCUGAGCUCCGACUUGCUGCUGUUCCAGAAUCCGCCCUUUCACCACUGCCGGCCCGACCUGGCGCUGCUGCCCCCGAAUCUGCGCACCCUGGACGGCCCGGCGCUGCUCAACGUCAGCCUCCCGUGGCUGCCCCUCUCCAACACCUGGAGCCCCUGCCUGCUGCUCCAGUACCUGGGCCCGGACUCCAAGCCCAACGGCACCAGGCCCUGCACCCGAGGCUGGGAGUUUGAGCGCCCCACCUCCGGCCUGCUGCGCACCCCCAUCACCCAGUGGAAUCUCGUGUGUGGGGAUAAAUGGAAGGUGUCCCUGGAGCAGAUAAGUUUCAUUCUGAGCUGGUUGUUGGGCUGUGUGAUCCUGGGCUCAGCCUGUGACCGGUAUGGCCGUCGGGCCGUCUUUGUGACCUCCGUGGCCCUGGCUACGGUGUUGGGAAUUGGGGUGUCCCUGUCGAUCAACUUCUCCAUGCUGCUGUCCCUGAGGGUGUUCUAUGGGGCCUGUGUGGCUGGUGCCUUCCUCUCACUCUAUGUGAUCCGGGUGGAGAUCUGUGACCCCGACCACCGCCUCCCAGUCACCAUGGUGGCCAACCUCUUCUUCGUCUUGGGGAGAGUCAUGAUGCCGGAGCUGGCGGCCAUAUCUCAGGACUGGAAGUUGCUGCAGGGGCUGAUGACCUUAUUCCUGGGCCUCGUGCUGCUGUUCUGGGGGUUUCCUUUGCUGUUGCCGGAGUCCCCCCGAUGGCUGGUGGUCACUCGGCAGCUGGAGAGAGCCCAGAGGGUCCUGUGGCACAUAGCCGAGAGCAACUUCAGCCCUGAUGAUCCCAGCUCUGCCAACCUUGCUCUGGACGCAGGGUUGGACAGACUGUUUGCAACAAAGUCCUUGCCCCAGUAUCACUGCAUCUUUGAGAUCUUCAGCACUCAGCUCACCUGGAGGAACAUCCUUAUCCUGUGCUUCACCACGUUCCUCGGGUACGGCAUUCGCUUUAACUUCACACACAACCUGAUGCCCUUCAUGCCUUCCUUGACCUCGUCCAGAUUGUUGCUGGCUGGGAUGGAGGGGGCUGCCUGCCUCCUGCUGAUCCCGAUGACCUACUGCUAUGGCCGCCGAGCUAAUCUGCUCCUGUGGACGGUCAUCAUCACUGUGGCCUCCCUGUUCCUUCUCUCCCUUAUCCAAGACCUGCCGGUGUGGAUAGUGAUGUUCCUCUCCGGACUGGGGCUCCUGGCCUCCGAGGUUAUCUCUGUGCUCAGCAUCUUUUUUUCCAGUGAGAUCCUCCCCACCCCGAUCAGAGGAGCUGGGCUGGGCGUCAUCAUGGCAGCCGGGUUCCUGGGACAAAUGGCCACCCCCAUCACGACCUUCUCCAGAACCCCCAGCUUCUUCCUGCACCACCUGGUGUUUGCCUCUUUCGCCGUGCUCUCCAUGCUCUGCAUCCUGCUCCUCCCUGAGAGCCGGGGCCGGAACCUCCCCGAGUCCCUGGAGGAGGCUGAGGGCAGACAGUCGUCCCUGCUCUUCCUGCACUGCUGGACCCGCCACGUCCCGCUGCUCCAUCCCCACCACCAGCAGAUCCACUAUGGGCAGCGGCAGUGGCAGGUCUCCAAUUCGAGGCCUUCGGUCUCCAGCACAGAGAAUGGCCACCAAAGGCACGAAUCCAUCUGGAGUACCCUGGUCACCCGGGCCCUGGGCACGCGGUGGGCGAGGCGAGUGCGAGCCACGGAGGAGCGCCCGCAGUGACUGCCCCGACCCGUGCCCUUGUUGUAGCCCUGGGAAGGGAGCCCUUGUCAAACAGGAGGAUGCUUUGUCACUGUCACCUUUAUGGUAAUGGGGAGCGGCGGCUCCCUCUCGCCAACUCCCCUGUGUUCUGGAUGGGAGGAAAGGAAGGACGCCGGGAGGCCUGAACUGCCCCUGCCCCGGAGCCUCCCUGGGGUAGGGCAGGAAUUCCCAACUCCCCUACGAGUUCCGGACCAAGGGAGCUCUCCCCGAGAGGCCGACGGGCCCCGCUCUGGCCGCCCUGCUGUCAGCCGGGAGCCCUCGCCUCCAGAAAGCGGUUUCUUUGUGGGGCAGUGUCCGGCUUUGUGAUGGCUUCUCCCCCCUCACUGAAAAGCACCCUGAGAACCACCUUGAUUCCUCCGCAUCCACUGCUCUGGUUUUUGCCUAGCCCUUCCAGGACCCCCG